AUGGGAUUUCGGUAUAAAAAAGUUGAAAACAACAGAAAAUUACUUAUCGAGAAAGAUGAUGUUCGUUUAAAAAGAGUAAAGUUUUUAGCCGCGAUAAAAAAGUACAGAUUGCAAGGGAGAGAGAUUGUUUAUAUGGAUGAAACCUACAUCCAUACCUCACAUUUGGCAGGUAAAAGCUGGGCUGACUCGUCAGAAAACGGAGUGAAACAGUUAAUUUCUAAAGGACAACGUCUUAUAAUAGUGCACGCUGGUAGUAGAAAGGGGUUUAUACCUAUGGCAUUGUUAAUGUAUCAGUCUACUGAUAAAACAGGUGACUAUCACAACGCGAUGAACAAUGAAAACUAUGAAAAAUGGCUUCGUAAUCAAUUCAUUCCAAACUUAGCUCCACAUUCGGUACUAGUAGUAGAUAAUGCUGCAUAUCAUAAUAAGUACGUAGAAAAACCUCCUAAUUCAAAUACCCGUAAGCAAGACAUGAUUGAUUGGCUAUCCAAACUUAACGUUCCGAUUGAUCCGUCAUUAACAAAAAUUGAAAUAUAUGAAAUUAUUUGCAAGUACAAACAAGACUUUGUAGAAUACUCUAUAGAUAAACUUAUGAACGAAUAUGGACACAGCGUACUAAGAUUGCCACCAUAUCAUCCUGAUUUCAAUCCGAUUGAAAACAUAUGGUCUCAAAUAAAGGGAUACGUAUCCAAAAGAAACAUCAGUAUGAAUAUGACUACUGUGAAACAUUUGGUACAGGAAAAGGUUAAUAUGAUUGGUUCCGAUGUUUCGGCCAAAGUAUGUGACCACGCCAUCAAAUGCGAAAACGAGUACCGAAAACACGAACCUGAGUUGGAAAAUUAUAUGGCUAGUUUUGUAAUCAACGUUCAUGAAAACUCUGACGAUGAUACACCAGAAAAUAGUUCUGAAUCUGACUGUGAUAUGGAAGUUGGAAGUAUUGUUUCGCAUCACACUGUCCACCCCGCUCCUCCUCCUCUUAUCCCGCUGUCAUAA
Messenger RNA from Hyposmocoma kahamanoa, 993 nucleotides. RefSeq lists its product as uncharacterized. The record is from RefSeq and is a predicted model, not a curated record. Gene Ontology annotation, molecular function: nucleic acid binding. NCBI's taxonomy places the organism in Eukaryota, Metazoa, Arthropoda, Insecta, Lepidoptera, Cosmopterigidae. The transcript has a single exon. Bases 1 to 993 code for a protein of 330 amino acids.